Messenger RNA from Papaver somniferum (opium poppy), 2886 nucleotides. Its product is annotated as CRM-domain containing factor CFM3, chloroplastic/mitochondrial-like. Gene Ontology annotation, molecular function: RNA binding. NCBI's taxonomy places the organism in Eukaryota, Viridiplantae, Streptophyta, Magnoliopsida, Ranunculales, Papaveraceae. The coding region runs from base 738 to 2534 and encodes 598 amino acids. The transcript has 3 exons. The record is from RefSeq and is a predicted model, not a curated record.
UUAAGCUAGUUCCGGGUAAUUCUACUUCUACUUCUGACGAGGAGGAGGAAGAAGAACUUUUGGAUGGUAUUAAAGUCUCGGAUAUUGAAGUUACAUGCGUUAUGGAUGUUAUUUUUUCCAAGACCAAAAAGAAAGGAAGAAUGAGAGGGAGUGCUAUUUUGGGCAAAUAGAGUCUUCUUUUCUUUGUUUUUUUGUUUUAUCAUUUAUUUUUUCGGUUAUUAGCCUUUUGGGUCAUUUUAUUUUAUUAUUUUUAAAAUCCCUUUAGGUUGAACCUGGGACGUUUGAUAAGGGGUAGGAGAGGGGUGCAUUUUGGGCCACCAUUUAUCGCCUUCACUUUUCUACAUUUUAAGAGGAAUGAGAGUUGUAGAUCGACUUAAAACGCUCAUCCAAAACCGUUGGAUUGUGAAAAACCCAUUUGUUUUUGUAAAUCAUCUCAAAUCCGCACCGGUUAAUCGGGCAUUCGCAUUUGUGGAAAUACCAGGAAUAAGGGUAACUGUUAGUUCACUGUGUGACCCUAUUUCAUCCAACUGAUGGCCCCAAAGUAAAUCGUUGUAGCCCCCAAAUAAUCUCUUUUGAGGGAGGUCGAUCCAAUAUAUUCUGCUUCCGAUGGAUGUGAAUCAAAACGAAAAACCCUGAUGAAAACAUAGAGAAACCCUGAACCUAUAGAAAUGGAGAGCUGAUUCGCGUCCUCUCCCCCUUCUGGUGUAUCCAAAACCUCAAAUUUGAUGUGGUAGACGAUGUGGGCAGUAUCUAAAACCCUAAGAAAUGUUUGUCCAAGAUUACUGGCAAAUAUUGUGGUUGAAUCAUCAUCUAGGUUAAAUACCACCACAGAUCAUUUCUUAUCUCCAACAAAGUUUUCUUCUUGUUUUAAUGGAGAUCGAACGAUGUCAACAUCAUCAAGAGGGCGUGGGAUGAGGAGUAAAGUUGAAAGUUUGAUGAGGAGAGAUGUAGGAAAAACACAGAGGGAGAUUCGUCGUGCGCGGAAUUUACGAAAGAAAUUAAUGACUGAAGAGGAAAGACUCAUUUGGAACCUUCGUAGAGCUAAAAAGAAAGUGGCACUGCUCCAACAAAGACUCAAGAAGUAUGAGUUACCAGAGCUACCACCUCCCAGACAUGACCCAGAACUGUUGACACCAGAGCAGCUUCAGGCAUAUAAGAAAAUUGGUUUUAGAAAUAGAAAUUAUGUACCAGUUGGUGUACGUGGAGUAUUUGGAGGUGUUGUUCAAAAUAUGCAUCUCCACUGGAAAUUUCACGAGACCGUGCAAGUUUGUUGUGAUAACUUCCCAAAGGAAAGAAUCAAAGAGAUGGCAACUAUGCUUGCAAGAUUGAGUGGUGGUAUUGUUAUUAAUGUACACGAUGUCAAAACAAUUAUCAUGUUCCGUGGAAGAAAUUAUCGGCAGCCAAAAAUGUUGAUACCUGUCAACACUCUUACCAAAAGAAAGGCAUUGUUUAAGGCAAGAUUUGAGCAAGCGCUUGAGUCUCAAAAGCUAAACAUAAAGAAGAUUGAACAGCAAUUACGGCGUAAAGGUGUAAAUCAUGAGGACCCAGUUGCCAUGGCCAGCAUUCAGAGGGUAGCUUCAACAUUCUUUAGUGCAAUUGACGAGAAGCAAGGAACCCCUUAUGUCUUCCAUGGGGACAAACAACCGGUAGCCAAGCAUGAUAACAGGGAAGAUGAUCACCCAUUUGCUGAGAAACAGGAACAAAAGCAGCUCGACAAAUUUAUAGCAGAUAUUGAGGAGGCUGCAGAACAAGAAUGGGAAGCCGAGGAGGCUGCAGAAAAAGAACAUACUUUUAGGAUGAAAUAUUUGAAUAGAGAAAAGUCAGAGGGGAGGAUCAGAAGAAUGAGUGGGGGAGAUUCAGAAGAUGAGAGUGAAGGAUGUGGAAGAAGGGAUUGGGACGACAGUGAUCUUAGUAGUAGUAGUAGGCCUAGGACUCGUGGUACACGUAAAUGGGAUAGUGACGAAGAUGAUAACAAUGUUGGGUCGUCGGGAGAUGAUGAAUGGGAUCAUAAUGAUCUCCACAGUGGUGAAGAUAGUUCUACCGAGGCCGUUGAAGAGUUCAAGGGAUCAAGGACUUUAAACAGGAAACAAAACGUGAAUUACACAACUGACAGCAGGGAAGCCUAUAAAAGAUCUGAUGGGUUAAAACCAAGAGGAAAAGUAUCUGAAUCAGAGGGUAAUUUAGGUGAUUCGGAGGAGGAAUCUUGGGAUUCAGGAAGAGCGAAACAAGAUAUGAGUUACAGAGCUGAGAACAAGGAAGCUCACAAGAAACUUAGUGGGAUAAGACCAAGAGGAGGGGUAUCAAAAGAAGGCUCUGAAUCAGAGGAUAUCUUAGGCGAUAUGGAAGAUGCACCAUGGGAGUUAGAUAGCGAUGAAGAAGACAAUUCAACUGUGGCUGAGCAAGCUGGUUAUGAAUACUUGUACAGUGGUGGCGAUGAGGAUUAUGACUCUACGAAAUAUCAAUUAGGUCAAACAAAUGUUAAACCAAAAACCAAGGCACCUAAUCAAGUUGAUGAGACUUGGGACAGUGAUUAACUUCUGGGUAAUUAAUUGCCUUGAUGGCGAGACAGUUUUUGAUGAGUGUCAUCCUGAGAGUAGAGGAGUCACACCUACUUAUCGAAGUCAUACGGAGUCUUCAGAAACAUUUUUUUAUUAGGAAAACAAGGUUGAUUUAGAGUAUUCAACAUUCUCUUCUAUGAAGAUCGAUCAAGAUAAAGGUUUGUGUUGUUAUCUUCAUGAGUAGUCAGUCUAAGAUCAAUGUUGUUCGAGUAUGUAAAAUGUAUUAAUAAGCAUGUUGUGGAAUACUUGUUUAAGCUCUUCUUGAGAAACACCUGAAAUCGGACAGUGAUGUUAAUCACCCUAAUUAUACCAAACGAAGAUUCAAGAA